GACGUUCGGAAAUAAAUUUUGACAUCUUGGAAUAAAUCUAUGAUUUUGUGCCUCGAAUUUGUCAGUAAUUACAAACCAAUGGAAACAGUAGAUGACUCGAUUGAUCCAGAACUUGAAGUCCAAAAACUUCAAGACUUGGUUCGCAAACUAGAGCGUCAGAAUGAAAUUCUGCGCACCAAACAACAGCAGGAACAAAACAUCCAAAACCAAGUGCAAAAUUCACAAAAUAACCAGGAUCAGCUCUCUAUUUCAGACAUUGAGAAUGUAAACGCAGAUAAACCAGUGACUAAACCCAAAACAAGGUUCACUACUGGUGGCAAGGACAGUGCACUUGCAGAGUACAAUGCCUGUUUUUAUGAGCCUUCUAAAGACGAACUUGAAAUAUUGGAUUUAGAUGAUAAUGAGGACAUUGUUCUGCAAGAAGAAAGUGAAGAAAAUUGGUUAUAUCAAUCGCCAAAGGCGCUCACUCCCAAACAAAAGUCAACAAGUCCUUACAAAUGGGUACGGGAAGUGUUCGAUGAUACGCCGCCACCCGAGUUAGACUCGGUUAGGAAAUGUUUAGUGUAUAAAUUAGAUGAGGUGACAAAAGGAGGAGGAAGAUUAUCUCGUAGUUCAAGUUCCCACACGUUAGCUAGUCUUAACUCCCCAAUCAGUACGCCGAGCACGGCGAUCGGCGAGGCUGCGCCCGCGCCCGCGCCAAAUAAUAAUAAUAAUAAUAAUCCCGGAGUGCCACAAAUCAAGCAACCCCUCAUAGCUGGCUUAGCGCAAAAUAAUCGGCGGUUAAGUUUUGGUAGUAUACCAUGUACAAGAGUGAAUACGGACACCUUCACGCGUCCAAAGAAAAAUAAAGAUAUACGACGAGCGUCUGAUUUUAGUGACUAUGCUCUAGCCUCUCCGGUAGAAAAUAAUGAUGUCAGUCCGGCGUCGUCUUCGUCCUCCAAUCACGGUGAGCGGCACGAUCGGAGGCAGUCGGAGUGUUUGCAGCCGCCGCAGAACAAGAAGACGCUAGAUGUGCAUGCCUUGGCCAAGAUGCAGGAGGAGAGUUUACGGCAAAGUUUCUCACCUAUGACGUCGCCCAGACGAUCAAUGAGGACGAAAGGAGGAUUCUAUCUGAAUCAACCCAACGACAGCGAUUCUAAUCUGUCGCCGUCAUCGCAGAGUUCAACGCGAUCUAGUCCAAACAGAUACGACGCAGACGGUAUCCCCGCACCUCGAAAGUUUAGCGCCGCCAGCCAUGCCUCUUCCACUGCGUCAUUAAAUAGUAACGGCAGUAACGACAGUCACGGUAGCACGCCCCCGGACAGCCUGUACGGUAGCUCACAGUAUCUGGAGACAACACCGCAACAGAUCAUUCAACAACAACAGGUACCCAGAAGAAGUCUGCCCAAUGUCAGGGGCUUAAUGAACGGCAUGCGACCCAAUGCCAGCGAACCACAAUUAACAUCACAUCGAGACAACCGGCCUAAUUCACCUUAUACGAACGCAACCGGGCGAUCUUCUCCAAAAUUACGGGGGCCCUCCUCCGGACGGACGUCACCAGCAACCGGAUCAAAAUCACCAUCAAUGUUACGCGCGCCCUCGUCCGGCCAGCGAGCUGUGUCACCUACGCCGAAGAGUGGCUUGUCAGGUAUUCCUACACCGGGUAGGACUGGGAUACCGCGCCCGGGGAGUACGACGCCGAGAGGAGGUAGCGGCAUACCCAUGGCUAGGAGUUCAAGACUCGAGCGCAAUGACACAUUUGUGGUGCGGAGAACAUCAUCGGCCGUGAAUCGUCGCCUUCCAAUCGUAACUUAUGACGAAGACGACGAUCACUAUGAUAUAAAUCCAAAAAUAUAUCUGUCGCCAAAGAAAGACUGCUCGCAGCGCGCCACCGACAAAUCCAAGAGCACGUAGCGUCUCGCCUAACGUCAGAAGAGUGAAUAAAGGCACCGCUUCAAGCAUGUCUAGUCUACCAGCCACCGCCCUCCCAGGAAGGCGGAACUAUGCAGUCAGAGCGCCGGACGAUAGCUGGAAAGACGGGUGCUUCUGAGCGUCGCCUAGGAACGCACGAAAAGACGUUAGGACAGUAUCAAGGCAACGUUAACUAAAGCCUUAGUUCAUGUUACUCUGCCCUGGCCUUGCAGGAUAUUUGCAUUUUGGGGCUAAGGGUUAUCAGAUUGAUGUCUGGGGCUAAUCGGCUGCCUCAGUGACUUUAGAGUGUUAGCCCAAUGCAAAGUACUCUACUUAGUUGAUGGAGUCCUAUGGGUCAAGGAAUUUCAACCUCGUGAUUUAGAUGUGACCAGCAUCCCAAGUUCAGAUCUUCUGCUCUUCAAAAGGACCUGGGCAGUAGCCAAAGCGUGUCAGUUGGCCAGUCUUUGCCUGUGUCAUAUCCUUGCUGGAGAGGUGGAGUUGGAUUAUAGAGCUGUGGACCCUGUUUGGACUAUCUCGUGCUCUCUGGAAAGAAGAUUGUGGUACCCUAGCUUGAACAGAAUUUAUCAUUUGAAUAUUUGAAUCCCUGCACUUGACUUGUACAGUCCUAGCCUCAACUGACAUAUCCUCUUCUUGCUGCGCACAUGCCACCCUCCAGUGCUGCAUGCAACUUGCUCAGUGGUUGUGUAUAUGUGGACAGGAAGAUUUCACGUAUAUUAUGCGUAACGUCCCAAAAAAAAUAUACAGCCAUCCUACAAAAGGUACACACAACUUUCACAAAGGUUAUGUACCCGGUAGUCGUAGGUCAUGGUCAGAACAUUCAUACAACCUAUGCGUGGGGUUGUUUCUAGCUAGCUUGUACAUUACAUGAACAUUGCGCACAGCCUACGGAAAUUUAGGAUGUCAGUUGUGAUUGGAACUGUAGUCACUGCUUUGUAUUUCAAGAACCUGUUUCAUAUAUUACCAAAAUGAGGUACUGAUGAGGUUAGCUUUUAUAAUGUACACUCUACUUGCCUUCACAACUAAACAAUGCCUUAAUGUAACGAUUUGUAAAAAUGUUCGAUAUUUAAUACUGAUAUAUUAUAGAUCACUGGAAAAUAUUUUGAAAUUAAUCAAUUUUUUAAUGGUCCGUGUCGAAGAAAAUGUUUGAGUUGCUUGUUUCAGUUAUAUCAGAUCGGGGGUAUGUCAAAACCUUAUUGGCUUAAAGUUUCAAAACGUUUUUAAAAACGUCACAGGAAAACCAACCCUUUCUUUUUUCAUACCUGGGAAAUAGUGUAAUGAUCAUUAACAUAUUGGUUUAAAUUCAUUUGAGAUGUAAAGUUCCUGACAAAAGGAAAUUUUGCGGAAUUCGUACUUGUGGCAUCAUUUCGGUACAGUCAGAUUUCUAUCUUGCUCGAGUUGUAUGCUGCCUUAAGCUUAUUUCGCCUCUUUCCUGAUCAGUGCCCUAUAGAUGGCGUGCCUCUUUAAGGUAGUAUGGUACUGAGGAGUACUGAAUUGAUGUUCUAUGUAUUUAUUACAAGUCCAGGCUGUGCCUGCUUAAAGUUUAUUACUGUUGAUAUUAACCUGACAACAAAUGCAUAAGGUGUUCUGGAGAAAGAUUUGGGAAGGUAAUGGAUAUUUUCCAAGAUCAAAUUUUGUUUUCAUAUUUUGAUGAUGUGCAAAGCCCACGAUUUGGCUCAAGUAUUUCAAGGGGUACUUAAAUGAUAUGUGGUCAAAACUUUCGACUUGAAUUAUUAUUCUGUGGUCAUUAAGCUUUAACUAAAAGUAGGUAUAAUUAGUACCAGGGGCAUGCCUAAUGGCUAACCAUGCAUUGAUAAGGAUUGGACUGUUCAAAACAUAUCUUCAGUCCUUGCCAAAUUCUUAUAUGAUUUUCUUAACACUCUUUAAAAAUAGUAUUUAAUCUCUUGUUCAAUGUUGCCCAAGUGGCCAUGAUGUAGUUAACUCUGUUUACUGUAGGGGUCGUAACAGUGGUAUGGGUCAGAGACCAACUGGUUUAGUUUAGUGUUUACAUCGAAUUUAGCUCUAGGACUGUGUGUUGACAAGAAAGGGUUGAUGAUUACACUGUUUGGCAGAGGAAUAGAACAAGGUGUGACAUUUCAAGUUCUGCCUCAUGCAGUCAUUGCGGAGGAUGCGCAUCUUUUAUGACUCUGACUCCAGUCGGAAGGGUGCGCAACCUCUGUUUAUGGGGCAUUGCUUCUGUUGACUCUUCAAGUGCUCAAAUUCUAUCAUGCCAAAUACAUGUACCGGUAAGUGUAAAGUGAGGGUAAGUUAUCUCCGACAGUUAAUGUGCUUUUGUAUUCAGUUUGAGAGAUGGUGGGAAGUGAUGUUUAUGGUGUGGAGCAGAUGGAGGAAAGGUACUGGAAGUCCUGCAAAGCUCUUGGGUGACGUUUUGUCGGGAUGGCGUCAUUGUGAAAUCUUAGGUCCGAUAUUUUGCCGAUUUUCUUGGUCGUACUUAUGCAGGUUGUGUUGUCUCUUUGUCUCUGUGAGGGGGAAAACUGGCCUUCAUGUGUCGUUAUGAGUUGCCUGAGUUCGCUUAAGCAGGAUUCUUUCCUUCCUGGGUCCUAAUCUGCUUCUGUCAGCUGCCUUAGUUCUGUAAAAGUGAUAUUUUAAAUGGUCGUCUGCAGGUAUGAUAUUGUGAUCAAAUUUUGAAAGUUGUAAACUUGAGUUUGUAUCAUGAUGAAUUUUUUGAUGAAGGGGACUUACCCAAAGUAAGUUUUUGUAAGAGUUCUUGCUGCAAACCAUAACGUUUCAAAUUGAAUAUUUUGGUGAGAGUUAUAACUGCGAAUAGGCUGAUUUAAGGGCCAACUAUUUCUCCACUUCUAUUACACUCUGGAGAAUUGUACUGGAAUACGGAAAGUAUAUUUGUGUAUUUGGUGUCAUAAUUUGUACACAGUGGUGUUAAAGGGUGCUCUAAUUUCCAAAAAUGAAUCAGCAUGAUCGUAAUAUUGAUAUCCACUACACCAGAGUCUGAGUGGAAUUCGGCGAAUUUUCCUCUAAAUUAAAUUCAUUAAUUUUGACUGUUUGUAAUGUAUUAAAAUAUUAAGUUGUCUGAUAUUUUUUUAGGUGACGAGUUGCAUACAUUUUGUAACUAAGCCAAAGAUGUUUCUUUCAAUUUUUUUUGUUGCAGCUUCUGCGUUACUGAUCACUGUGUAUAAAAGAUUCUAUUGUAAUUAUUACGAUAUUGCGAUGUUUGCAUUUUGUACUGCGGAAUCAAGCUAAGGACGGAUUGACCAUCAAUUGGGUACAUCCCCGAGUCGAUGUGCGCCGAUCAAUUUGCACAUUGAAAUAAAGGAAUUGGCAUAAUCUUUCUGGUUUUGACCAGUGUGGGGUGAAACUCAAAGUUUAAUUAACAUCUUCUGCAUGAUUAAAAGAUUUUGAUCGCCAUCAAAAAGUGUUAUGAAACCAUCAAUGAUGAUGAUGUUGAAGGUUUUUGAAUGAGAAUGGCGCUAUGUUAUGUCUUCUCACUUUACAAUACCGCGUCAUAUUGUUGCCGAGAUAUGUGCCUGAAGAGGCCGUCCGUCUGAUGCUCGAUGCCCUUUCCUAUUCUAUCAUUGGUGACUCUUUAUUUAACAGUCAUAAUGCAGUAAAUGGUUGGCCUCUUUCAAGAGACUGCUGGUGUAAAUAAAGGAUUUCUAGCAUCGGAUGAAA
Molecule: messenger RNA, 5556 nt
Organism: Lineus longissimus
Lineage: Eukaryota; Metazoa; Nemertea; Pilidiophora; Heteronemertea; Lineidae
Product: SLAIN motif-containing protein 2-like
Exons: 13
Coding region: 40-1893 (617 amino acids)
Biological process (GO): cytoplasmic microtubule organization; microtubule nucleation; positive regulation of microtubule polymerization
Cellular component (GO): microtubule plus-end
Source: RefSeq, a predicted model, not a curated record